CGCUGUGACGACACCGGAUUUUGGUUUUGCUAAAAUACGGUGUAAUCAAAAUAUGUGUGUAUACUGCUGUUUUAUGAGUGUCUGUUGGUUAUUAUUAAGUGUAUAAUAGUGACAACAGUGAAAAUAUUUGUGUUAUGAAGUUUAGUGAAAGUUGACGGAGGUUUUCAAGGAACUUCGGGUGUCUCGUAGCUUAUUUACUUAAUGGCGGGCUCCGGGGGGCUCGCGGAGUGGUCGGAAGGUGCUGCGGUGUGGUUCCAGCCGACCGGCGCCUCCGCCCCGCUGCCCGGAUCGCUUGUGGAGGUCCACCGGGCCGCUAGAGUACUCCUCGUCAGUGCAAUCGUCAAUGGACAGCCCCAGACCUUCGCCCUCCAAAUGGGCAAUGGCGAGGACGAGGGAGAUCCAGUAUGGCCCCGCGAGGAGCUUGGCCCCACCGGAGUGGACGACAUGACCCGUCUCCACGACCUGCACGAAGCAGCCCUAUUAUGGAACCUGAAGCUCAGAUACGAACAGGGAAUUAUAUACACGUAUGCGGGUUCCAUUCUGGUGGCUGUCAACCCUUAUCGGCCGGUUGAUUCUUUGUAUGGACUGCAGACUGCACGGAGGUACCACGCAGCCGAAGCCUUAGGUGAUCUUCCACCACAUCUCUUCGCCAUAGCAGCUGCUGCGCGCGUAUCACUACCUCAGCCUCAGGCCAUACUAAUCUCUGGCGAAUCUGGUGCAGGGAAAACCGAGUCCACCAAACUAGCUGUUCAGUUCCUCGCAGCCGUCGCACCUGCACCGCCUGGUCGAGCGCCAGUCUCCGAACAAAUCCUGGAAGCAGCUCCACUCUUAGAAGCCUUCGGCAAUGCCAGGACACCAAAAAAUCACAAUUCUAGUCGUUUUGGGAAAUUACUUGAACUAUAUUUCAAGGAUGGUGCGCUAGCGGGCGCAAGAGUUGCUCAUUAUCUCCUCGAGAAAUCUAGAAUAGUCACUCAGUCGCCGGGUGAGAGAAACUAUCAUGUAUUUUAUGAACUACUCGCUGGAUUAAGCGAAGAACAGCGACGAACAAGAGGAUUACUGACGGCUGAGCAUUAUUUUUAUUUGAACCAAGGAGGUGGGGAUUCAGGCGGUGCGGGCGCUGGAGCUGACUGGUCAGCUUUAUGCGGUGCUAUGCAAGUCCUCGGCAUAGGGGACGCAGAAAGAGAAGAUAUUAUAAGAGUCCUAGCGGCAGUUUUACAUUUAGGCAAUGUUUACUUUCACCGAAGACAGCUCCGGCAUGGACAGGAAGGCGUGCAGUUAGGUGGAGGUGCUGAAGUACGUUGGGCUGCACAUUUAUUGAAAGUACCUGCAGAAGCACUGGCUAGAGCGUUGACGACUAGAGUGACCGCCGCUAGAGCUGAACGCAUGAGGUCACCGUUGCCUAUCGAUCAGGCUCUUGAUGCCAGAGAUGCUUUUGCUAAAGCCCUCUACUCAUCACUAUUCAACUGGCUGGUCCUGCGAAUAAAUUCGAUCGUCCACCGCGCUGGUUUACACGACGCUCAUCGAAUAUCUCUACUAGAUAUCUUCGGAUUUGAAGACUUGGAAGAGAAUUCGUUCGAGCAGCUAUGCAUUAACUAUGCAAACGAAACUCUACAGCAUUAUUUUAAUAAACACAUAUUUAAACUGGAGCAACAGGAAUAUCAAAAGGAGAGACUGGAGUGGUCGAAUUUGACGUGGAACGAUAAUUCUCCAGUUAUUCAACUUCUUAGUAAAAAACCUGUGGGAAUCUUACAUCUGUUGGAUGACGAAAGCAAUUUUCCGCGCGCGUCCGACGCAUCAUUCUUAGAAAAGUGCCAUUACAAUCACGCAUUGAACGAACUGUAUUCUAGACCUAGGUUAGGAGCUAGCGAAUUUGGUAUAAAACAUUACGCUGGUCAAGUGUGGUAUAAUGUGGAAGGAUUCCUGGACAAGAACCGGGAUGCUCUACGGGCGGAUGUGUUGGAACUGCUGUGCAGCAGUGAGGUACCGCUGGUGGCAGAGAUGUCAACACAGCUGCGAGCACAGCACGACGCCAACAAGACCCUCCCGAGGGGAGCCAAUGGACGUUUCGUCAUCAUGAAGCCUAGGACACCUACUGUUGCUGCCAGGUUUUCGGACAGUCUCCACCAGCUGCUGGAGUCAAUGUCCAGGUGCAAUCCUUGGUUCGUGCGGUGCAUCAAGCCAAAUACAGAAAAGUCACCCAUGAAAUUCGAUAUGCCAUGCGUGCUGGCCCAGCUCAGAUACACUGGAAUGCUGGACACCAUCAAGAUUAGACAGACCGGCUACCCAAUCAGAAUACCGUUCCAGAACUUUGUGGAUAGAUAUCGGUACCUACUGAAAUCGACUCCACAACGAUCGACGCCAUAUCGAGAGAUUUGCAAUUCGAUUCUAGCGGAGAUGCCAUCUACUGGGGCCGUUGGUGCGGACUACCAGCUGGGUGCCGCGCGAGUCUUCAUCAGGGAGGCGUUACACAGAGCUCUGGAACGUUCUAGAGCGGACAAGUUGCGAGCGGCUGCAACGAAGCUCCAAGCUCAUGUACGAGGAUACCUCGCAAGGAAACAAUACCACCAAAUGCGCACAGCGGCAGUAAAGGUUCAGACGUGGUGGCGCGGCGCGCACGCACGUAAUCGCUACGUGCGCGUACGACGCGGAGUUACGCGUGCGCAGGCGCUGGUACGCGGACGACGGGCGCGAAGACGUCUUGCCGCCAUCCGAGAACAACACCGACGGCGUCGUGAAGCGCAACUUGCGGCUGCUAAACGUCGUGCAGCAGAACAAAAGGCUCAAAAGGCAAAAGCAGAGAGUCUACAAGCGUUGGAGGUGCCAGCGGAACUGGCCUUCAUAUUAUCAAAGAUUGACGAAUGGCAGCCACCGCAUACUGAGAGAAAUCUUGCCAAGGUAUCAGGCGACGUAUACGCGGAUGACGAGCGUGUGCAGCUACCCCGAGAUCUGCAGCAGUUCGCGUUUUCCAAGUUCAGCUCGGUAUAUUUCGCGGACGGUGGGCAGCUCAGCCCCAGGAAACAUCCCAUCACUAGACCCUUCCUGUCGAAAGCAGCUGUCAGAGAUCAAGAUUUUAACGAUGCUGUGGCAACGUUCAAACUGAUUCUAAGAUGGUGUGACGAGUCUGCGGCCGGCGAUGAAACUAGACAAAAGGUCUUGGCGGACUACAUAGCAUCCCGUGGACUGCAGUCGCGAGGGUUGCGUGACGAGAUAUUAGUACAGCUCUGCAACCAGGCUACUACUCACUCAGACCGCGUGUGGCUGCUCAUGGCGCACUGCCUCGCAGCCUUCCAGCCCGGACCGCCGUUACACAAGUACCUAGUGCGGCUGAUAUCGGAGCGGGCGCCUCCGCGGUGGCGUGCGGCGCUGUCGCGGCUGGUGUGCGGCGGCGGUGCGGGCGCGGCGCGUGCGGCGGGCGGCGCGGCUGCGGCCCGGCGCGCGCCGCCCACGCUGCUCGAGUGGCGCGCCGCCCGCAACGACGCACGCCCCGCCCUGCCCCUCACGCUGCCCGACGAGAGCGUGCAUCACGUGUGCGUGGAAUCGUGGACGACGUGCGAACGAGCUGCGGCGGCUGCACUCGCAGCUGCGGGUGUCGCCAGGCGCGCCACUGGCUGGACUCUCUCUAUGGACCAUAACGGACAUCUCACAGAAUGGGCUGGUUGCGAGUACGCACUGGACGCAGUGGGCGAGAUAGAAGCGUGGGCGGCGAUGCCUAGCGCGCGCGGGGAGCCGCUGCGCGCAGCAGCUUCGCGCCUGGCGCCGCCCGCGCCGCCGCCCCGCGCCUCCUCCGUGGAGGCCGACCGCGCCGCGAGGCCGCAGGUCCCACCACCGGAGCCACCUAAAUCUCGAUCACCUAGUAUUCCCCGGCUGCUCCAAGACUCCAUUGAUGAAGGCCUCUCUGAAUACAACUGGAAAAUCGAACGGGAAGAUUCGCACACGAUGUCGAAACAAAUGGAGUAUUCGAGAAAGAUAUCGCACGACAUCCUUUCUCGUGAAUCGGCUCUCAACGAGCGAUACUUUGAACAGAAUAACGAUAAAGUUCGUAGCAGGUCAUUGGAUAAUCUGUUAGGAGAUAACCCUGUACCACAGCCGACGAAACUAGCCGAUUUGGGAUUAUCGCAAUCGCGUCUCAAUGAUCGAUAUCACUCGGUAGAAAGGUUAGGCGGUGCCCCGAGCGUGACCAGUAGUAAAGGAGCAAUGGAAAUCGAAUAUGGUACAGGGUCGCGUGUGUUGCCGUCGCGGUAUAUAAAGUCACAGUAUGCGGGUAAACGAGCACCGGCCGGCUCGCAGUCUAGCCGCGCAUAUAUUGAGAAAAGUUCGGAAUUCGGAGGUGUACGAUCUUCAGCGAUGUCUGAUACCUCUGAGGCUCCAAGUUUAGCAUCGCACGUGCGUCGAGUCAGAGUACCGAGUCAAGCUUCCGACGUCGACCAAUUCCUGGACGAUCUAUUCUCUCCAGUCCUUGACCCGAACAUCGACGAACUCUCUGACGCUCGUUCUCUUGCUGCCAGCAUCAAAGGUGGAAAGACCUACGCCGAUUUCAUUGACAAUAUCCUUAAAUGUGAUUACAAGGAACAAAUGAAAGUACUAGAUGAUGUUGGAGAGUUAGAACGCUUGAUCAAAGGCGGAGAUAAAGAAGGAAAAGAUAGAGAUAAAAGCAGAAAGGAAUCAAGUGUUGGUUCAGUAGACGAUUACAUAACUAAUCUUUUCGAUCCAAUUUUUAUGAACGAUAGCUUGAAGAGGCUAACUGACGGCGAAAGGCUUUCAGGUGCAAUCAAAGGUGGUGGAGCCACACCGAGAGCUGCUUCUGCUAACACUUCAGCACUAAGUUAUGGCGGUUUAGCUUUACCACCAACUAUGCCAACGACACCCGAAGCAUUAGCAGCAGCGUUAGGGCUUCAUUUGCCACCGCCUGGGACGGUCGACAUUAACGCAUAUCAUCAAAAUCUUCAGAGAGCAUUUUUACAAAGCGCAAUGGCACAAAACCUUCAAAUUCAGCAACAGCUCCUAGCUCAGAAUCAGGCUUUACAAACUCUGCUAGCUGGUCAAGUUGUAGAUCCUUCAGAUGGAGAACCAACGUCGCCAGUAAGGUCGUCGACAGUGGUGCAUGCUCAAGUUCAUUCACCCCCAAGAAUACCAGCAAAGGCUAGGCGUGAAUCUAACGAGAGCUCUUCAGCUGGAGCUCCGCCGCCACCGCCUCCUCCUAUGCCUCCACCGUUACAUGCAACAGAUCCAUCCGAAGUACGACCAUUUAUGGAUCCCUAUGGUAGAGCGAAAACAGUUCGCAUAGGCAAAUGGAGAUGGCCUCCUCCUAAAGACGCUACGGGCCAGGAACAAACACAAGACUUUACCAAAUUCAAGAUGCGUCAGAUUCAAAGAAGACACACUCCUCAGGCUCAAACGAAUGGCGUAGAACAUGAACCACCUAGGGGCAGGUCCCGGUCAGAAGCGUCACCGGGCAUUGAAUGGGAAGAAUUUGAGGUAGAUGGUCCGGUUUCUCCCAGCCGAGAACCUCCAAACCAACGAACAGCAAGAAGAAGCUUUGAAAUCGGGGCCCAACGUCCUUCACCCGGUAGUGUUGGAAAACUAAAACUGAGCUCCGAAAUGAGACAGCGAUUGGAACGGGUCACGGCUAACCAUUCAGUUCGCAGUUCCUCUUCUGCUGCUGAAACACCUCGUACCGUUAACAAGUUGGAAGAUACUAGGAAGUUGAUGUUGGAGCGUCAGUUGGGGGGUGGUAUGAGAUGGGAUGCUCCUCCGCCGCCGCUGCCGCCGGCCCCGCCCGGCCCGGCUCCGCCGCCCCCCAAGUCCCCGCCCACACCACCAGACAGGCCAGCCCCGCCGCCUCCAGCUCCAGACUCAUCUUCCACUUUUGCUCAACUUCGUCGCGAUAGAGACACUUUUGGGGUCCAUCAAAACCGAGAGGCGGACGAUCGCCACGCGUUCAUAGCUAAUUGGAACUCUCGACGAAAAGACGACUCCGAAUCUCCCCGAGACGACUUGGCUACGCGAUUCCUAACUUCGGACCGUCGCGAAAGAAACUCACGCGUCAGGGACGACUGGGGAGACGAGUCAGAAAUUAGAAGUUACGAUGAAAAACAAGGUCGUGAUGAGUGGGACUCCGAAUCGGGCAUCGACUCGAGUCGACGCGACCGCGACAACUUCUCCGGUAGAGAAGCAUCCGAGAUAUAUGAAAUUCAUCCUGCGAGAGCUGAGAGGCGAAGAGACGAAAACGGCCUGGAUGACCCAUUUGAACGAAAGAGAUCGCCUUUCUUCGAUGACUUUGAGCGUUUUGAUGGGCGGAAGAACUCAAGAGAUAUGCUGGUGGGACGAGCUAGAGACAGCCCGCGGUCGGAUAUUCUGUUCCCACCGGAUAGCAAUGAUAUGAAAACUUCCAGUCGUGCUACAUUCAAAACGCACAUGGUACAGAAAGAGAAGGACAGAAAAAUAGAAGCAGAAAGGAGACACUCUGUCUCUACCCACGUCACUGAUAGAACUGAACACCUCGAACGCGAUGUGCCUGCGCCGGCGGCUUUACUGCCAUCGGAGCGCGCGUUCCUCACAUACAGCCGAGUGCCAUGGAAGCUGCGCGUACGCAAGGAAGUGUUUACGCCACUUGAAACAUAUAACGAUCCAGCCAUAUUAGACUUAUUAUAUGCUCAGAUAGUGCACGAUAUCAACUCGCCGUCGCCGUCGCUGCGGCUGGGCGCCAACGAGCGCCGCACUGGCGCCGCGUGGCUGGCGUCGCAGCCCGCAGGCCCGGUACGCGCGGCUGCUAAGAGACAAGCCGUCGACAUGGCCAGGACUUGGCCGUUCUACUUCGCCAGGCUGUUCACCGCAAGACUUCCGCCUGGAGAGAACGCCGUUCUCGCUGUGUCACAUGCCGGAGUUACUAUUGGUGUUAAGGGACCGGGAGGUCUGUCUGUGCGGCGCACGCUGCCGCUGGGCGGGCUGCGGGCGACGUCUCCGGCGCCGCACUCGCUGCAGCUGGCCGGGCUCGCGCUGCACGUGCCCCUCGCGCACCACGCGCACGCGCUCAUCACUGAAUUCGUGCUGCAGCACUCGCAGAUUCAACCAAAACCAACGACAAAUGGAGUGAUAAAGGAACGUAUAACUGAUCGCGAGAACAGCAGAGAAGCCAGAGAAUCCAGAGACUCUAGAGACUCCAGGGAGAUUCGCGAGUCCCGGGAGUCUAGGGAAGAAAUAGAACACUUGGAGAGAAGAGCACAGACCUCAUCGCCUAUACCUCGAGAAAGAGAGAGAGAACGGGACAGAGAUAGGGAAAUACGGGACGAUAGAAGAGACCAGUCAACGCCACAGCAUGAUGGAAGGCAUCCAUUGCUACAGUUUGCUGUUGAUCACUUCAGACAGAGCCCAGAAUUAGAAAUACUAAAAGCGGAUUCGUCGCUAAAGAGCAAGGCGAAACGGAACGAGUGGACAUGGAAAGCGCAGACCGACGUGGUGAAAUGGCAGGCGACGCCGCUACGCGCGCCACUGUUGCGGCUGCCGCCCGCGCUGGCGCCGCCAGCUUUAGAAUGCUUCACGUGCGUGCGCGCAUACUGCGGAGACCUCCAGCCCGCUGAGAGGCCGAUGCAUCAGGACUUGACUGAAGUUAAAUGUGUUUAUACAGUACUUAUGCAUUGCCACUCAGUACCGGAACUCCGAGACGAGGUAUACUGUCAGCUUAUGAAGCAGACCACUUCGAAUCGGUCGCCGGCGCCCGACUCCUGCCAGCGAGCCUGGCGACUCAUGUCCAUACUCGCUGCCUACUUCACAUGCUCUGACACACUCAGGCCGUUCCUUGUGGAAUACCUGUCGGCGGCUGCGGCAGACCGCAGGCGGCCGUGUCAGGGCACCGCGGCCGUGUGUCUCGCAAACUUGAGGAAGACAUUAAGAUGCGGCGGACGAAAGAACGUGCCCAGCGUUGAAGAGGUCACAGCGGUGUCAGCGGGUCGGUCGGCGCGACGUCAACUGUACCGGCUACCGGGCGGCGCUGAACGAGUGGUCAACACGCGCUGCGCCACCGUCGUACAGGACAUCGUCAACGAACUCUGCGACCUUAUCGGCGUGUCGAGUGAGGGUGAACGCGCGGAGUUCUCGCUGUACUGCAUCGUGGCUGGCGACGCGCUGACGAUGCCGCUGGCCGGCGACGAGUACGUGCUGGACGUGACCACGGAGCUGCAGCGCGCUCAUCACCCCUUCUACCUCAUCUUCUGCCGUUCCGUAUGGCAUCAUCCACUCAGGACAGACGCGCCACCGCUCUACACAGAAGUUCUAUUCAACCAGGUGGCGCCGGACUACCUGGAGGGGCUGCUGGUGGUGCUGCCGGGCGGCGCGGCGCCGGCGGCGGGCGCGGUGCGGGACGCGGCGCUGGUGGCGGCGCUGCUGCACCGCGCGGCCGCGCUGCCGGACGCGCCGCACCCGCGCGACCUCAAGUUCCUGCUGCCCAAGCCGCUGCUGGCGCUGCGCGAGCCGCGCCCGCAGCGCUGGGCCGCCUGGGUGGCCGCAGAGUGGCCCGCCGCCAGCCACCUCGCGCCCGCCGCCGCCAAGGCCAAAGUGCUCCAGGUGUUGUCCCGCUGGCCACUAUUCGGCUCGUCGUUCUUCGCGGUGCGGCGCGUGACGGGCGGCAGCGCGGGCGAGUGGCGCGAGCACGUGCUGGCACUGAACCGGCGCGGCGUGCACCUGCUGCACCCCGCCACGCACGAGACCGACACGCACUGGCCCUACAGCGAACUCAUCUCCACCAGGAAGGUGCGGUCAGAGGACGGCACGCUGUUCCUGGACGUGAAGUGCGGGUCGCUGCUGCAGCAGCGUGUGACGCGGCUGCAGGCGGAGCAGGCGCACGAGGUGGCGCGGCUCGUGCGCCAGUACGUGGCGCUGCAGCGCGACCAGCGCCACGACGCGCGCCUCGAGCACGCGCACUCGCCCACCGCAGACUACUGAUAUCAACAUCCAAAUACGUGAAUGUGCCUUCGUGACCUAAAACAUGCCAACCAUUAUUGCUAUAAAUAACGAUUGUGUAUGUUAACCUCAACAAUUCCGUCCUAUAUAGAUCUGAGAUGUCCCUUACAUCAAACAUUAAUUAAUUUUACAGUUUUUUGUAUAUUAAGAUCUGACUAAAAUGAGAAUAGGAUUGUUAGGGCUCAAACUCGCUAUUGAAUACAGCGAUUAAUAUUAUUAUACUUCUAUUUUCAUUUUGGUCAAAAUAUCAUAGUGUUAAAUUUCGAAUAUUUUAACGUUAGUUAUUCAACAUGAGUAUUUUUAUGAGAACAUUCCAACAUUGUUGUUGUUAUCAAACAUUUAGUAUAGCGUUUCGUGUUGUAAUCAAAUAUUUAAAUCAUAUAUAAGUAUCUAACUAACUAUUUAUAAAAUACUAUUAGUUGUUCUCUGUAUCUACUGUUUUUAAUCUGUCGCAUUCUGUUUUCAAAAA
Molecule: messenger RNA, 9424 nt
Organism: Achroia grisella
Lineage: Eukaryota; Metazoa; Arthropoda; Insecta; Lepidoptera; Pyralidae
Gene: Myo10A
Product: unconventional myosin-XV
Exons: 32
Coding region: 202-8937 (2911 amino acids)
Cellular component (GO): cytoskeleton; myosin complex
Molecular function (GO): protein binding; cytoskeletal motor activity; ATP binding
Source: RefSeq, a predicted model, not a curated record